GAAAAUUUCAGCACUGAUCAGUACAGUGAUACGUCAAAAGACUUGCUCAAUCUCUACAUCAAUGUCAUGUUGGUAAGAGUUCGUUUUUUUAUUGUAAUUAUAAAGUACCGGUAGUCAAUGUCAAUCUUGUAUAAAAUACAAUAGAUCAAUGUUCAGGCCAUCCCAGGAAGGAAAGGGUUGGGGUACAAUGAAAGGCCUUGGGCUUGUUAGGCGUGCGUUGGCGUGUGAUCAAUUUUUAAUUCCCAAUGCACUAGAAUUCCAAAUCCUCCCCGAGUCUUUUAAAGCGGUAUGCUAGGAAAAUCGUAGUUUGCGCUAGGAAAGUCGGAACGCCGUCAAGGAAAUGGUGGAAUGUAAAGGACGUUAGGAAAAUCGGAGCACUGUCAAUGGACAUUAUGGACCUACUGCUGCAGUAUACUAACUUCCCGAUGGAGGGCCUUUACUGUCGUUCCAAUUGAAGUGUUGCUCAAAUAUUGAUUCAAUACAUUACCUCGGGCUGACCAAUUCAUUUCAUCAAGUUCCUCGAGAUAUUCAUACACUUCCUAGUAUAAUUGUAAACUUCCUGCUGAAUAGUUUGAAUGCACCAAUCACCUUUGUUGUUUGUGCAACUAACCAAUCAUAAAUAGAAAGGAAGUGACCAGAAAUGAUCAAAUACUUGGAAUUGGCGCUUUCACAGGAAGUGUUAUGAAUAUCUCGAGGAACUUGAUCAAAUGAAUUGGUCAGCCCGAGGUAAUGUAUUGAAUCAAUAUUUAAGCAACACUUCAAUUGGAACGACAGUAAUAGCUCGAAACGUCGAAGUUUUAAUUGUAUUUUUCAGGUAGUUCAAUCCAUGGCCGGAUUUUGAGGGGAGGUGCUUGAGAUCGUUUUGCACUUCCCCUGAGAGUUUUUGCACCUCCCCUGAGAGUUUUUGCACUUCCCCUGAGAGUUUUUGCACCUCCCCUGAAAAGUCAUGCUACUCCCCUUGGGAAAGUUUCAACGGUAGAUCAAAGUGAAAAUUUGACAUUUUUUGGUUGCUUUUUUGUUCUACACUUCAUAAGAAAGUUUUUCUGUAAAAUUGAAACAGUGAUAGCCAUGCAAUUCAUCUCUAUGUCAAGUAUCCUUUUAAUGCAAUGUUUUGAAAGAAAUUUUGUGGUAAUUGUAAUGAAGGGAAAAUUUGGAUGAGUUGUUCAGUCAUAAUUAAUUAAUAUGCACAUGAUACAUAUGUACACUACAUGCAUACGUCAGGUCGUUGACUUUGGCCCGUUCUAAGCCCUAACUUUCCAUGGGGGUCGUGAGGUAGACCGCUGCACCUCCUCCAAAUUUUUUCCACCUCCCCCACUAUUUCCACCAAAAUCCGGCUUUGAUUCAAUCCCGCUCAAUCCGCAGUUUUCUGGCGUACCGCGAUGCAUGUUAUUGUGUCACAAACAUAAAAUAUUUUCUAAAGUUAGACUAUUGUGUCGGACUCUUAGAAAUGCUUCAUAAUUUUUAUUGCAAUAUAUAAUAUAUAAUAUACCGUAGUGUAUAUAUAAGGCCAUUAUAAAUAUAUUUUGAGACCCUUCAACCAUUACUGAAUCGAGUGAGAUGCUAAACAAAAUCUAGAUAUUUACCCAUAACCUAAAACAUGGCACUAUAUACCCUAUAUAGAUAUACAUGAACUUGUGGUUAUAGAGCUCGACACGCAACUGGCCUCUGUAGCUCAUUUGAGUUGGUUAGAGCGCUGCACCGGAAUCGCAGGCCGCAAGUUCGAUUCCUGGCUGGAACCUGUUGUUGCAUUUUUCGCAGCUGUUCCUGGUUAGGUGUAAUAAAUGUAUAUAGGAUAUUACACGGUUGCGAAGAGAUAUGGAUUUUAUGUUCGAGUGGCAAAAACAAUAUCUCACGAGUGAGCGCAGCGAACGAGUGAGAUAUUGUUUUUGACACGAGAACAUAAAUCCAUAUCUUCUCGCAACCGUUUAAUGUUCUGUUUAUUAUAUGGACUUACUCAGAGUGACAAAAAUACACACAAAGACGACAUGUAAAUAAGCACGCAAAAGAUCAGUUUAAAAGUGAUAUUUUUUAAAGGUGAUCUACAGUCCGUAUGUAAACAAAGCCUUUGUUAGUAUUCAGUAUAAAUUUCGUACUCAGAUAGGCGACAGCUACGACUUUCUCGCGUCAGUACGGGAUGGCGUAAGCAUACAGCAUGCGUUUCUCUUGACGAAACUCGUACUCGCAGUCGCUGCUAAAGCUCCCUAUUACCACAGAGUAGAGACAUACAGAGACGUAAAUAGUGUAUCCACUUUUUUUGUGCGCAUGCUCGGCAAGUUACUAGAUGCAUGCAUCUGAUUGGAUGACGACCUGAUGACGACUCACUUUAAACUUGCUGAGCACGCGCAGUUGAUCAUUUUUCGCCCGGUCGCCUGAAAAAAAGUGGGUACAUGAUAACGUAAUCUUCCGCAGUGUUUACAACGGUCAGUUACGUCUCUGUAUGUCUCUACUCUGUGCUAUUACUGAAUCGAAUGAGACACCAACAAAAUCUCGAUAUUGAGGCGUAGACUAUUUGUCAUGUAAGUUUUGUACAUGUAUAAAAAACAGUGGAUGGUAUAAAUUUGUAUGAUCGUUUCAUUUCCAUUCUAGGGCCAAGCUCAAGAAUGUCUCUUAGAGAAGUCCAUGUUAGAUAACAGGAAGAAUUCGUUAGUCGCUAGAAUCGCAAUGCAGGUUUGACAUUUGUAGCCUAUGCUAUACUGGAUCUAUAAUUAAUGUAGUAGAAAGUGUAAAAAGCUUGACCCUGGUUUAAUGGACCUAUUCCCUAAUGAACAAAAUUUUGACCUAUAGACAAGUCUGGACAAACAUUUCAUCACAGCUUGAAAGAGCAUCACAAAAUUAGUAAUAUUACGAAGUUUCAUUGCGAAAUGUUGAAAAGUGCGGAUAAUAUAUCCCUGCGAAGUUUGCCGUUUUUCAGUCAUUUUGUAUUACGCACGGGAAAUUGAUACCUUUUUUUCAGAAAGCGGUAUCAAUUUCGGUAUCGGGAGUAAAAUAUUGUUUUUAAUAACACGAGAAGAUAAAAGUCCUAUCUUCAAGCCACCGUGUGAAAUCCUCUAUGUAUACAGUUGUGACUGGACCAUAUAGAUAUCUUAUAUGCACGAGAUAGCGCAUCUGUUUUAGUAAAAUUGAAGCCAAGAAUAUUCCAGCGAUUGCUCCAUUUGAAUAGAUGGCGGCCAUGUUGGUAGUUCCCAUGCACUCGCUAAUAAACGCUUGAAAACAACAAUAACUUUCAUCAUUUGAAUAGUUUAAAAAUGUAUUUGGAAUAAGUUUAACUUAAUGUUUAAGUUCCCUGUUUAAGAAAUAGAAAAUAUACGAAUCCUCUCAUUUUAUGGGAAUAUCCUGAGUCUGCAAUCACGGCUUCAAUUUUUGAAAUGCAGAAUAAUUAAUAGAUGCACUGUCUGGUGUAUAUAAGUUAUCUAUGGACUGGACCUAGAAAUUUACUAAAAUGUGACAGGACCUAGUAAUUUACUAAUGUUACUAAAAGUCACGUGAUCGAUAUCUUCACUAGUGAAGAUAUGGAAAAUUUCUCACUGUGUAUUUUUUAGUAUCUCACUCUCUACUAUAGAAUAAUAUAUAUUAUUAGUAUCCUUUCUACCAUAUUUUAGAUUUACCGGUAUUGUAUUUUUCCUAGGUUCAAAAUUAUUAUACCGAAGCCAUUGCUUGCUUGACCUCUUCUUUCGGAGAAAUACUACCUCCCAGAAUGCACAAG
This is a messenger RNA of Paramuricea clavata, 3703 nucleotides long. Lineage: Eukaryota; Metazoa; Cnidaria; Anthozoa; Malacalcyonacea; Plexauridae. The record is from the annotation of a GenBank genome assembly.